AUGAUAAUUCAAUCUCCUAUAGAAUUAAAAAGAACAAAGGGAGAUAUAAAAGAUAAUGCAUCUUUAUCUUCUACGGGAUUACUAGAAAGUGUAUCAUGCUUUCAAAAAAUAAGAAGAAAGUGGGAUCCUUGUUUACCAAAUAUACUUCGCUCUCCAGUUAAAGCUGUGGAAGUAGAUAAUUUUGAGAAUGGAUUAAAUAAAGUAAAAUAUGACCACUUUUCAUCCUUUUUUCCUAUAACAAUUGGGAGUAAAUUUGUAGAGUUAAGAGCUAUUUCUGAAUCUACCUGGCAACAUUACCCAGCUAGAAGAGUAGGAGUGGUUCUUUCUGGAGGUCAAGCAGCUGGGGGUCAUAAUGUAAUUGCUGGAAUAAUGUCAUAUAUAAAAGUAUGUAAUCCCAGUAGUCAAUUAUUUGGAUUUAUAGGAGGUCCUGAAGGUGUUUAUACUGAAAGAUAUAUAGAAUUAAAAGAAGAAUUAAUAAUGUCUCAAUUUCGUAAUCAAGGAGGUUUUAAUAUAAUAUGCUCAGGUCGUCAUAAAAUUGAAACUGAGGAACAAAUGCAAGCAUCAUUAAAUGUAUGCGAAAAACUUCAGUUAAAUGGUUUAGUUAUAGUUGGAGGCGAUGAUUCUAAUACAAAUGCUGCAAUAUUAGCUGAAUAUUUUAAAAAAGAAGGAUCUAAUAUUGUAGUUAUUGGAUGUCCAAAGACUAUUGAUGGUGACUUGAAGAAUGAAGUAAUUGAAACAUCAUUUGGUUAUGAUACUGCUACUAAGGUUUAUUGCGAAGAAAUUGGUAGUAUAAUGACAAGUUUAUUAACUAAACGAGAUAGAUAUCAUUUUGUAAGAUUAAUGGGAAGAUCAGCAUCUCAUAUAACAUUAGAAUGUGCCCUACAAACACAUCCAAAUUUGACAUUUAUUGGAGAGGAAAUAAAAGAAAAAAAUAGGUCAUUAAUGUCAAUUAUAGAUGAGAUAGUAGAAAUGAUUUUACUUAGAGAAUCUAUGGAUAAAAAAUUUGGAAUAAUUUUAUUACCGGAAGGUUUGAUUGAAUUUAUACCUGAAUUUGAACUUUUAAUAAAAGAGUUUAAUAGUACAUUAUUAAUUGAUACGAAUAAAGAACAAAUAAUUUCUCGUCUAUCUAAUGAAGCGAGGAAUUUAUUUCAAGAAUUACCUUCAGAAGUUCAAAAUCAGCUACUUUUAGAACGUGAUCCUCAUGGUAAUGUUCAAGUAGCAAAAAUAGCUACUGAAGAUCUUCUUGUAUAUCUUACAAUUACAAAACUUAAAGAGAUAGGAAAGGAAUAUUUACUUAAUAAUGCUAAAACUCAUUAUUUAGGAUAUGAAGGACGUUGUGCAUUACCUUCAAAUUUUGAUUCUAAUUAUUGUUAUGCCUUGGGUCAUACUGCAGGAGCUUUAAUUGAUAAUCAUUGUACAGGUUAUAUAGCAAUUAUAAGGAAUUUACAUGAGCAUCCUAAAUUAUGGAUUCCAGCUGGUUGUCCUUUAGUAAAUAUGAUGAAUAUAGAAGUAAGGAAGGGGAAGUCAGUACCCGUAAUAAAGAAGUAUCUUGUUGAAUUAGAUGGGGUUUUAUUUAAUUUGUUUUCAAAAGUUAGAGAACAUUGGAAGGUUAUUGAUUAUUAUAGAAAUCCUGGUCCUAUUCAAUUUGAUGGUCCUUUAGCAGAUAUAUCAAAUUAUAUGAUUUGUCAUCCUAAAAUUGAAGAUUUACUUCCUAUACCAAAUAAAGAUAGUAAUCAAAUAACAAGUAUAGGUUGUAUAAGUCCUUUGCAAAUGUAUAGAUGCAAAGAAAUAUUAUUAACUCCUUCAUUACUUUCAUCUAAAACAAUAUGUACUGAAGAAGAAUAUUUUUCAAGUGAUACUGAUAUGACAUCUUUACUAUUAUCUAAACUUCCUUUUCAGUUAAAUAAGACAAAUAAUAAAACUCUAGUAUUUCGUGAAGAUGAUGAUUUAAUUAGAAAUAAUGGUAACCUUUUAACAAAUCAGAUUUUACAAUUUAGCAAUCCUUUGAGUAUAAUCAAUAAUAGUCAAUCUACAUCAACUCCACAAAGUAUUAUUAAUUCUUUAAACUUUACAAAUACAAAUGUAGGAUCUAAUGUCUGUGAUUUUGGUUCUGGAUACUCGAUACCUCCUUCUCCAUCAUCAAAUUCGCCCUAUUGUAUUGGAUUUCUUUUAAUAGGGCUCUUUCAACCUCCAGGUACUCAAAAUGUAAUUAAUGGUAUUUUAGAUAACUUUAUAAAUCUCAAUAAAAUAGUAAUAUUUAACUCUAUUGAUUCAUUAUAUAGUGGAAAAGGUUAUGUAGUAAAUUUAGAUGAAUCAACAAGAGAAAUAUAUUCAUAUUUGUUAAAUAAUGGUGGAUGUCAAUUUCCUUGUUCUAAAUAUGAACCAGUAACACUAAAUUUACAAUAUAAUGAAGGAUUUGACAAUAUAGAAGAAAAAGGUGAUGGGAAAUUUAACAGAAGUGUAUGGGCUCCCUUUGGAAAUAUAUUAACGGAUAAUGUAUGGAAAGUUUUUGAUUAUUAUAAUAUGAGUGGGCUUGUUGUAUUAGGAGAUUCAGAUGCUGUAACAAUAGCUUCAUAUUUAACUGAAAAUCUUUGUAGAAUAAAUUAUAAUAAAACAUGUAUUAUUACAGUACCAACAAGCUUAGAAAAUAAUGUUAAGAAUCCAAUGAUUGAUACAUGUAUUGGAUUUGAUACUGUUACUCAUAACUGUUCAACACUUGUUGGAAAUCUUCUUAUAGAUGCAGCAUCUGCUACAAAAUAUUGGUAUUUUAUGAAACUUAUUGGUUCAAAAACUUCAAAUCUAGUACUUGAGACAAGUCUACAAACUCACCCAAAUAUUGUUGUUAUUCCCGAAAGAUACUCUAGUAGUGAAUGCAAAUAUGUUGAAUCUGGUAUAAUGGAAGUUACAUUAGAUGACAUUAUCACAGAGAUAUGUGAUAUAAUAUGUUUAAGGAAUAAUAUAGGAGAUAGUUUUGGAGGAAUCAUUAUAUCUGAAGGUAUAUUAGAUCAGGUAUACCCUACUAAAGAAUAUAGAAGACUUAUUUUUGAAAAAUUGGCUGUAGAUCAGUACGAUAAUAAUGAAGAAGGAAAUUAUAGAAUUAAAACUAAUUUAACAGCUAAUCAAGAUUCAAUAAAGAAUAUAAGCAAAUUAAGUAAUUUAACAAAUAAUGAAAUUUCUGUGAUUGAAGAUUUUAAAUCAAUAUUUAAAAAGGUUGAAGAAAAAUUAAUUAGAAAAAUUGAAACUUGUCCAUUAAUUGAGGAUGUACCUACUGAACUUAUAAUAGCUCAACUUGUGAAUGAAGAAUUAAUAUAUCGCAAGACACAAGGAAUUUAUAAAGGGAAUUUCAGCUAUGUAUGUUUCAAUUUUGGGUAUCAAGUUUCCUCAACAGUUCCUACAGAAUUAGAUUGUAACUUAGGAUAUUUGAAUGGUAAAUUAGCUGGCAAGAUUAUUGAGAAGAAUUUAAUUGGUGGUUAUAUGACUGGUAUUAAAGGUAUCUGUAGUAAAAUUGAGGAUUGGUACUUUUAUGCAAUACCACUUACUAGUUUAUUACACUUAAAUAUGCAAGAUAAUGUCGAAAAAAUGAUGGUUGCAAAUAAGAGAAAUUCUAUUUCUAGUAAUGUUAAACAAGUAAAUAAAGGUGACAAUAUUUAUAAUAAUUCAUUAAUGACAAAAGUACAUUUAUCAUGUAGAAAUAAUCAAAUUGAUAUGAUUUGUUCAAAACCUUAUAAAUUAUUUCUUAAUGCAAUUGAGAAAUGGGAGUUAAAUAAUGUUUAUAUAAAUCCUGGGCCUGUGCAAUAUUAUGGAUCUAGUAAAUAUAUAAUUAAUAGAACCCUAUUUGAGGAAGAAUUCUACUAUGUGAAAAUGUUACAGGAAUUAGAUGAUUUAACUAGAAGUAUCAAGAACUCAUGUUCAUUUGGUAUUAACAAUACUACACUUGAAACUACUAUUUGUUUAUUAAGAAGUGUACAAUCAUUUAUCAAUAUACAAUCUACUCACUCAAAAAGAAAAAGAAUUAAUGAUACAUCAAGUCAAUCUAAUUUAAUGACAAAAACAACUAGUAGCUCUUGUCCUAUAUCAUAUAAUGGGACUAACCUAAUUACUGAUUUACUAAGCAUUGAUUGCACAAAAUCAAACAUUAAUUGA
Messenger RNA from Cryptosporidium muris RN66, 4143 nucleotides. RefSeq names its product phosphofructokinase family protein. NCBI's taxonomy places the organism in Eukaryota, Apicomplexa, Conoidasida, Eucoccidiorida, Cryptosporidiidae. Gene Ontology annotation, cellular component: cytosol. Gene Ontology annotation, biological process: glycolytic process; response to glucose; fructose 6-phosphate metabolic process. Gene Ontology annotation, molecular function: ATP binding; diphosphate-fructose-6-phosphate 1-phosphotransferase activity; 6-phosphofructokinase activity. The coding region runs from base 1 to 4143 and encodes 1380 amino acids. The record is from RefSeq and is a predicted model, not a curated record. The transcript has a single exon.